Coffea arabica (coffee) is the source of this 1548-nucleotide messenger RNA. NCBI's taxonomy places the organism in Eukaryota, Viridiplantae, Streptophyta, Magnoliopsida, Gentianales, Rubiaceae. The record is from RefSeq and is a predicted model, not a curated record.
CUCAUUACUAUCAGGUUGAGAGUUGCAAGAAAUUACCUUAUCAUCACCAAUGGUCAUGAAAGCUAUUUGAGCAGAUUUUUCUUCUUCUUGAAGAUCACCAUCCGAGUUGCAAUUAUUUCAGGUAUUAUGGCAAGAGAAAAGCAAGUUGUCUAUUCAUUCUCUAGUAGUGAUGAAAUGGAGGUGAAUGAAGAUAUUGAAAAAAAUGAAGAAGAGAGGUCACAUUCACCCCAAUCGAUUAGAAAACAACAAAGGAAGGGCACUUCUCGUAGUGCCGAAACUGCCAUCUUUGAUAGUGCCAAGUUCACCAGUCUCAGGAAUCAAGAGUGGCACGAGGUGCAUGCUAAUUUGGAGUUUCUCUUUGAAAUGCAUGUGAGUUCGAAAAUUGAAGUGGUUUAUUGUAUAUCGGAAGCGUUUAACCAACUUGGUUGGGCGCCGAUUCUCACAUUGCCGACUCACUACUACCCUGACUUGAUUUGCGAGUUCUACGCCAAUAUUGACAACAAACCACGUCACAGUGGCAAGAUGGUGGAAUCAUGGGUGCGUGAGAGGGGCAUUAUUUUAUCACGUGAGUGCUUAGCUGCUAUUUUGGGUUGUAACAAUCAAGGUCGGGUGAUCGAUCUGAAAAAGGAUUUUGUAACGCCCAAUCGGUGGUGGGAUCCAUCGCACGCAUGAAUAGAUUUGAUCUUGAGUACCAACUUUUUAUAUCUUUAAGGAAGGAGACAAUGGUGGCAAGUGUUUUCGGACCUCAUUAUCGUCUCAUUAUCUAAUGAUGGCGCACAAUGUUAUAUCCAAAAAAAUGGGUCAUACGGAGGUCCGAAAAAGUGAUAUUUAUUUUCUUAAUUAUAUGAUCGAGAGUCCUCCUAUGCUCGAAUUCCAUUGCUGAACAUCAUUAUUAGCUACAUAAGAUCUACGGUGAGGUGGCAGACUAUUUCGUUCAAAUUGGCAUUUUAUCGUCUACUCUCUUUGGUGUUCGAGCAUCUAGACGUUAACUUGCAAGGGGUAUUUCGAAAAUUUGUUAAGUCUAGAACCGAGUUAUUGGUUUCUUCCUUUUUGUCGUCUGGGUAUUGGUACGGAGAAUAUUCUUCAGCCUACUCGAGAACGGAGACAAAAAACAUGUCAUGGUCGAGAGGAAGUCGGACCUUCUACUGCUGCACCUUCUCUUCCAUCACAGCAAUCAAAUUAGCAGCGGCUCUUUACUCGCCUGGACAAUAUCGAAUAUAGAUUGAGACGAAUGGAUACUCGCUUGGAGAGGAUUGAGUACCACUUGGGCAGUCCUUGACCUCAUGACGGCGAUAAAGAUGAAGAUGAAUCUGAUGAUUGAAAUUGCACCUCUAGGAUGGCUCUCAUUGUUGUUUCCUGAUUUUCUCUUGUCGUUUUUACUCUUUUGUUUGUAGGAUGUUUAACUUGCACUUUUCCUUUUACAUUUUAUUUUUUGUACAGUGUUAGUAGAUGUUUGUGUUUUGGCAAAAGUUCGUGAUUCAUAAUUGUUUUGAAUCUCAGCCAUUGCACUAGGGAGUACUUCUUUCUAUUUUUUGUGAUUUUUUCUUU